AUGGCCUCUGAGAGCAAUCACUUUCUAGUUAAUGUCAAGUUCAAUUUCACACAUCUCUCAGACCCUGUAGGCAAAACUGCAAAGGCAAAGACUUCUGAUGUUGAGAAACUUUGGGUAACUGUAGGCUCCGGGCUGGGGAGCCGCGCGGGCCGGAGGGGAGGCGGGGAGCGCGGCCCCUCCCCUUCCCUCCCCGACGCCCGCCUCGCGGGGCCGCGCGGCGCGAAGUUCCCAGAGGGGCAGUGGCGGCGGCAGCAGCAGCGACGGCGGCGGCGGCGGCGGCGGCGCGGAGAGCCGGGGGUGGGGGGGGCGGGGCUGAGGGCCGCGCGGGCGGCGCGCUUCCCGAGCGCACGCGCUGCGUUCCUCGCGCCGCCGUCCGCCUGGUCCGUGGAGCCGGGAACACCGGCCGCUGCAUUUCAGUCCUGUGUCUUCCUCAGUAGCAUGAAUGUUAUCAGAGAACUAAGAUAGUUAUGAGGAUUUAAUGAGGUAAUACAUGUGACACUGAUGAUAAAAAUCCCUUCAAGAAUUUAGAUGUGACAUCUGCAGCAGGUUCAAAUCUCUCAGCUAUAAGACAAACUGGAUACUUCGUAAAGAUUUUCAUCUGUUAUGCACAGAGCCAAAAUCCGUUACUGAAAUUGUCUGGGUGAGCUGCCUGCUGGGUCCAGUGAUGCACUAGUAGACAAAGAAGUUGAAAGAGAAGGAUGGCAUGUUCUUUGGAUGACUGGCAGAUUGUGACACCAAAAUGGCAUCAAGCCCUACUAUGAUUCCAAGGACUUCAUGAUUAAAUAAAUAUUGAUUUUUUUUUUAAUUUC
Mustela erminea (ermine) is the source of this 809-nucleotide messenger RNA. RefSeq names its product homeobox protein cut-like 1. The transcript is spliced from 4 exons. Bases 1 to 465 code for a protein of 154 amino acids. Lineage: Eukaryota; Metazoa; Chordata; Mammalia; Carnivora; Mustelidae. The record is from RefSeq and is a predicted model, not a curated record.